Molecule: messenger RNA, 1208 nt
Organism: Ricinus communis (castor bean)
Lineage: Eukaryota; Viridiplantae; Streptophyta; Magnoliopsida; Malpighiales; Euphorbiaceae
Product: rac-like GTP-binding protein RAC1
Exons: 7
Coding region: 219-815 (198 amino acids)
Biological process (GO): cortical cytoskeleton organization; establishment or maintenance of cell polarity; regulation of cell shape
Cellular component (GO): plasma membrane; cell cortex; nucleus
Molecular function (GO): GTPase activity; protein kinase binding; GTP binding
Source: RefSeq, a predicted model, not a curated record
UUUGUUUCUAGGCCCAGCCAAUCCAUCACCCCAGAAUUUCUUGCUUGCUUCUUUCCUACACCUCUCUCUCUCUCUCUCUCUCAAUUUGCUUACUUUCAAAGGGGUUGCAUUGUUCUCUAUUUCUCUCUUUCUGUUUCUGUAUGUUGUUCAUAAACUUGAAGUCUAGGGCUUUUCUGUAAACUAAAAUCAAGAACCAAGAACCAAGAACCAAGAAAGAAAUGAGUGCUUCAAGGUUCAUAAAGUGUGUUACUGUUGGUGACGGUGCUGUUGGCAAGACUUGUAUGCUUAUCUCCUACACCAGCAACACUUUCCCCACUGAUUAUGUUCCUACUGUAUUUGACAAUUUCAGUGCCAAUGUUGUUGUGGAUGGGAGCACAGUCAAUCUAGGGCUAUGGGAUACUGCAGGCCAGGAAGAUUACAAUAGAUUAAGACCUCUAAGCUAUCGCGGGGCAGAUGUUUUUCUGCUUGCAUUCUCUCUCAUUAGCAAGGCCAGCUAUGAAAAUGUUGCAAAAAAAUGGAUUCCUGAAUUGAGGCAUUAUGCACCUGGAGUACCAAUUAUUCUUGUUGGAACUAAGCUUGAUCUCCGAGAUGAUAAGCAAUUCCUUAUAGACCACCCUGGUGCAGUGCCCAUUACCACAGCUCAGGGGGAAGAACUGAGGAAGCUAAUUGGGGCUCCUGUUUACAUUGAAUGUAGUUCAAAAACUCAGCAGAAUGUCAAAGCUGUCUUUGAUGCAGCCAUUAAAGUGGUUCUCCAGCCACCAAAACAGAAGAAGAGAAAGAAAAGAAGGGCACAAAAGGCCUGCUCCAUAUUAUGAUCAAUGAAGGAAGUUGUGGGGGGAAAGCACAAGCGACUAGGCAUGGCAUCAAUUCCAGUAGUCUUCACCAUUUCUCUUAGGUUCUCCCAACUUGAGGAAGCAACAGGAUGUGGUCUGUAGUAUCUACUGACAGAACUAGGAAGCACAUUAUAAGCAUCAAGUCGUGAGUUUGUAAUGUUCUGGAUUGCUAUUCGAUUUGUAUAUGAAUGAUUGUGUUUUCUUGACAUGCAAACCCUUUCUUCAUCUUUAGGUCAUGUUGCAUAUAUUGACUAGAGUGAGGAAAAUCUAUUACAUGAGAAAGAAAACAACACAAAGUCCUCAUGUAUUAUGUAUGAUCUAUAAUUUGAUUUAGUGCACUAGUAGAUCUAAAAAUUAUUGUGGUUUUUGGUUAAA